Molecule: messenger RNA, 1527 nt
Organism: Tribolium madens (black flour beetle)
Lineage: Eukaryota; Metazoa; Arthropoda; Insecta; Coleoptera; Tenebrionidae
Exons: 2
Coding region: 243-1397 (384 amino acids)
Source: RefSeq, a predicted model, not a curated record
UGGCGUUUGACAGGUGUCGAGGUCGGUGAAAGCACAAAAAAGUCAUUUUAUUCGUUUUUUCGUGUGUCCUAAUUCGAAACUCAUGUCCCCGUGUUAAUUUAGUGGAUUUUAAUCAAAUUCGUAACAGGACAGACCCCCCUAACUUCUGUUUUUUAAUCACUAACUAAAUGGCGCCAUAAGGUGUUGUUUGUACACAUCCGUUUCUUUAAAUCGUCAGUUUUCGUGUUUUAUUCAAUUUAAAGAUGGACCAGACUCCCCCUGAGGAUCUAAAGCCGACUUUUAGGCUUAGGCACGCAUCAACCCCCUUAACCCAUUUAACUCGUAAACGCAAACAUGAUGAUACAUUUGAAUCUCCGAAAACCCCCAAAUUUUCAAGUACCUUAAACGAGUCGCUAAUCACAGACUUAAAAGAGAUUCGGUUGGCCAAUUCAGUUCCUAGUACUCCAGAGAAACAGUUGAGUUUUUUGGGGGCCAAAACUGUAGUCUCGUCACCGAUUCAAGAAUCUAGGAAGCUUCUGUACAGUAGUCUCAAAGAGGUUAAACCGGAACGUGAUAGAAAAUUUGGGUUGAAAGCUAAUAAAUAUGUUCCUGUCACUAAUAAGAAGUUGUUGCAAAGUAUCCUCAAUAUCAACGUUAUUAUGGACGUAAUUUUUCGGUACUUAUCAGGGGGCGAUUUGUACAGGUUUAGUCUGGUGUCACAAUCGUUUUACAAAGCCUUGGAAGCAAACAAAGAUGCGUUUUUACGGUACCAAGUCUACAAAGAGAGUUACAAAGACAAUAAGGAGAAUUACGUGAUAACCCCACCGGGAUCACCGGACAAGCCCGACAGCCCCCCGAGGACCAACAGCGAAAGGUUCAACAAGUUCCUCAGGGCCGCCCGCAGCCUCACCGGUUCCCAAACCUUGAUGAAAUGUGUCCGAUGCGAGGGGGUUGCCGUCGUCGACAACCAAAUCAGUCAAUGCCAAAACCUGAACUCGUGUGGCCUCAUCUCCUGUCUUCUGUGCUCAAGUUACUCCGAAACGGGUUAUAAAGACUUUAAAGACUCCUGUGGUCAUGCCUCGUUGCGGCCCACAUUGGGCGAUAUGAGCAACACAAUGGAAGAUUCCUUUUCAAAUUUUUCGACUCAAGACUCAGGUUUUUAUUCGGAGAAUGAAACACCGCCAAAGGUGAGACGGAAUCUCUUCCAGACUGUUAAUAGAGAAAUGCCCAAACCUUUGUCACUCUACAACAACAACAAAGUCGUCGUGACUUACAAGAGGAAAGAUUCUAUUUCGUACAUUCCAGUCGUGACCAAUGAACCUGUCCAGAAACAGGUGGAGUGUGAUAGCCCCCCGAGGCGUGGAUAUGCAAUGAGUUCCAAGCAAAUCAAGAAGAAUCUGAAGAGACUAACGCGUUAGCAUCACGUUACAGAUUAUGUGAUAAGUUUCGUACUUUUAAAGACAUUUGUUUUUGUGUUUAUUAUUCUCUAACAUUUCCAGUGUUAAUUAUUAAGUGUAAGCAUUUUUCAUAAAGUUUCAAUUUUUUAAA